Molecule: messenger RNA, 2984 nt
Organism: Cuscuta europaea
Lineage: Eukaryota; Viridiplantae; Streptophyta; Magnoliopsida; Solanales; Convolvulaceae
Source: the annotation of a GenBank genome assembly
CUUCCGUCAACUAUUUACCCUACAUAUAGUCUCCUUACAAAUCUGUCUCUCUCACAACGUCUUCAUCCCGUUUGGAGUUUUUUAAAUGUCUUGCGGUUACUAAGCGCCGAUUCGGUGCAAUUGUUCAACGGCAACACUUCAACGGACAGUUCCUACAUAUAAAAGGGUGACGACAUGGCCGAAAUUCUCUUCCGCUUUCACUCUGUUAACUUCACGAUCUCCCCAGGCAUGCUUUUCAAAACUAUUGAAUGCUCCAUCUUCUAGCAAACGAAAUGAAUUCUGAAAUUUUAGGGUCGUGCGGUAAUUUUGCAAAAUGUAUAUGUACCUGCAACAAGAGUUACAAGUUCAAUAUAAAGGAAAAGCUAAAACAUGGCUGAUUCACUUUUAAUAAGUGACAUCACUCCUCAAUUAGCUUCUUGGACUUGCAAAGUUUCAAUUGUGGAAAAGCUCAACAUACGUGAAUCAUCAAAAAGUCCAGGAAAAUUGUACAAGCCAUUUGUGCUUCAAGAUAUUGUUGGAAACAAGGUUAAGGUCAUGGCAUAUGGGCAAGAUAUUUCUGUUGUGGACCAAAGAUUAGAACUGUACAGGACCUACAACAUAUCUAAUGCAUUGGUCACUGCGGUCUACCCAAAUUUCAAUGUUCCUGAUGAACAUUACAAAUUUCUUUGGUCCAUCAAUAGAAGGACAUUGAUUCAAGAUGUGGAUGAAGAGGAUAAAAUAGAUGUGCAGAAAAGUGCUGAAAUAGUUACAACACCCUUUUCUCUCUUCUAUAACUCCAUGAUUAAAAGGGACACUAUAAAUGUGCUCGGUGCCAUUAUCUAUAAACUCCCACGCGAGUUUGUUGUCACAGAGAAGAAGAAGAAACAAGCAAAUGACUUUAUCUUUGUUGAUGAGAAAUCGCAACCAAUCAUUUUCACAAUGUGGGAUGAAUGUGCUAGCAUUCAAGGUGUUGAGAUUCAGAACUUACUGGAAGCUGGAAUAUAUCCAAUUGUUCUUGCUAAGCGUGUUGCUGUGACUACAUAUCAAGGUGAUAUUUAGAUAAGCUAAUGUAGUUAUUUACAAAUUUCCAAAAACACUAAAUAAAUAUAGUUUAUUAUAGUUAUCUAUAAUGGAUUUUACGUACAAUCCUGAGAAUUAAAAAGUGCAUUUUUUUUUAAAUUUUCUCACGAAUUAUUCAAGCACAUGUUCUAACUAAUACAAUUCAAUAUAAACUUGCACAACCACAUUCACCCUCAUGUAAUUAUAAUAACCCAUUAUUUAAAAAACAGCAGGUUAAUAAUAAAUUGUAAGUUGCUUAACAAACACACGCCCACGCAUACUAUUUACUAAUUGAAAAUUUUAAAAUAGACAAAUCUGACUUCAAUAUCAAGUUAACAUCUCCCAAUGGGAUCCUGAAGCUUCCCACUAUACUCAUGGUGCAAUAAAACUCCAGCUAUACUCAUUUCUCAUUCCACAACUCAAGGUUGUGGCCAUCUAGCUCUAUUACCUAACAUUAUAAAUUUGAAAACAAUGUUAUUAAAAUAACACAGUUUGUUAAUUAAAAAAUGUCAAGUAAUUGAAGAAUAACAAUAUGAAACCUUAAAUCCAUACACAGAUUUCAUUGAUAUAGUUUUAGGAGGAAUAUAUGAAAUUUUGGUGAUAAAGAUGUAUACAUGUUCAAUUUUAAUUAAAGGUACAAGUAAUCUAUUAGUAACUAUUGAUAAGCAUUGGCACCCAAUCUGUUUACAGUUUUCACUUUCUCUUACCUUCUAAAAAACAUAUACUUGCACAGUCUAAAAAACACUAUUAAAAUUUUCACAAAUUAAGCAACAAAAAUUUCUUUCUUCCUUUCUAUGAGUAUCUUAAUGUAUUAAUCUUGUCUUACAUGAAUUUGUUUGAUGUUUGAUUUACUUUAUUACUUCAAUACAUUGAACAUAUGUGCAAGAUUAUCAUUAUCAACAAGAUAUGACACAUGUAUAGAGCUAUAUCCUGAUAACCAACAUGCUACUGCAUUAAAACAAUGGAGGUCUGCUAAUGCUCAAGCUAUUCAGAAAAUGAACACCGAACAACUGUACAUGGACUCACUUGUUAGGUUUGCACUACCGGAAAUGCAAUCUAAAUCUCAUGUCAUUGAUGUCAAGAGCAGUGUGGACGAGACUAGGGUGUUUUGGAUUUUGAGCACCUUAAGAUUUCUGGAAAACGGUUACAUUCCGUUUUACAUCGGUUGCAAUAGCUGCAAUAAAGGCAUUAACUCAACGGUUGAAGGUGUUCAUUUUCAAUGUUUGAAUUGUGGUAACAUUAAUGGAGUUAGCACAAAGAGAUUCCGAUUGAGUGUUGAAUUAUCUGAUGCAACUGGGGAACUGCAAACAAUUCUAUUCACCAAUGAAGUGUACAAGUUGUUACGGAUGCUAGAAAUUAACAUCAAUCCGGAUUGCAUUAACAGUUCUCACUUGAAUGAUAAAGUCAAGGCUCUCACUUUCAUUGUUGCGCUUAAAAUAGUGCGUCCUAAUAUACAUUCAAAGGCAAAAAAGAAUUUUUCUGUGCUUUCUCUUUCUUUUCCGACAGAUAUUCCUACAUGCAGUGAUGCUCAGUCAACUGUUGUGCAUGACAAUGUGCUACCAAAUUCACCAGAAGGAAAGAGGAAGCUCAUAGGAGGCGAGAACAAUGACUCACAGUACAAAGAAGCACACUUGCCUGACCUCCCAACAAUUGCAACAACCUCAGGCAAAAACAAAGGCAAGAAGCACCAAAAAUGUUAGAUUCAAGCUAAUUUAACUAUGGGAUCUUACUAAUGAUUAUCUAUGUAUUUGAAACUUAUAACUUUGAUGCAUAUUAAAUAUUUAAAUAGUUGAUUACUAAUAACUAGGAGUAACCUAGGUAUGACCUUUGGAUGUAAGCCUAUACAAUGUACUGUAAUGUAAACUUACUACAACUUAUACACUAUGAUAAAGUUAGAAGCACUUUUAUAUUAAUUUAAUUAUCAUAGUAAUAUAAUUUCUUUGGUC